Molecule: messenger RNA, 1113 nt
Organism: Camelina sativa (false flax)
Lineage: Eukaryota; Viridiplantae; Streptophyta; Magnoliopsida; Brassicales; Brassicaceae
Source: RefSeq, a predicted model, not a curated record
CAUCAUGAAGAAAAUUAACAAUUUCCUUCUUUCUACAGGAGAUGAUUGUAUAUCAAUUCAAACUGGAUGCUCUAAUAUCUACAUACAUGAUGUAGACUGUGGGCCUGGCCAUGGAAUUAGCAUCGGAGGACUGGGAAAAGACAAUACAAAAGCGUGUGUUUCAAACAUUACUGUCCGUGAUGUCACGAUGCAUGAAACUACGAAUGGAGUUAGAAUAAAAUCCUGGCAGGGAGGGUCAGGGUCUGUAAAACAAGUUAUGUUUUCAAAUAUUCAAGUCAGCGACGUAGCCAAUCCGAUAAUAAUAGAUCAAUACUAUUGCGAUGGUGGAGGAUGCCACAACGAAACUUCAGCAGUGGCUGUAUCAAACAUAAACUACAUAAACAUAAAAGGUACCUACACAAAACAACCUAUACGCUUCGCCUGCAGUGAUAGCUUGCCAUGCACAGGAAUCUCACUGUCGACCAUAGAGCUUAAGCCAGCCACAGAAAAAGCUAGCUCACUUGAUCCUUUCUGCUGGGAAGCACACGGUGAACUGAAAACACAAACUCUACCACCAAUACAAUGUUUGAAAACAGAAAAGUCACCAGAAGCUAGUCAGUCUAAUAAUGAUGCUUGCUAAUACUAUAGCAAGAAAUUAUGUAAAAAUGUUAAGAUAGGCUAAACAUUAUAGAAUUAUACGAAUAAAGAAGGAUUGAUUCCUCUUGCUUUGUCUUAUACUAGUUUGUAUAAAUCAUUUGCAAAUGAAAUGUAACAUAUUGCAUGUCAGUGUAUUGCAUUCUGUUAUAGACUACCGGUAUUGAAUUGGUCAUAAGUCAAAAGAAGAGGACCCAACCCAUAGCUUAAGGAAGGAUUUUAUCUGUAAAGAAACAAUCUAAAAAUGAUGACUUCAUGGACCAGUUAUGAUAGAACACAUCACAAGCAAUAUAAUUCUUUAGUCCAUAGAUCUGAGGGAUGCAAAGUAAAUGUACCAAAUAAGAAGUAAACAAUGUAUCAAAAGUCUAAUUACCAAAAACUCCAACACAGGUAAACAACUAACGCAUUUUACUUAUAACAAGGUAAACCACGACAUGGUUGUAAACGCAGUUUCAAAGCUCAAGCUAAUAGGCCAACAUU